Protobothrops mucrosquamatus (brown spotted pit viper) is the source of this 546-nucleotide messenger RNA. RefSeq names its product transcription factor 21 (gene TCF21). Bases 1 to 546 code for a protein of 181 amino acids. The record is from RefSeq and is a predicted model, not a curated record. Lineage: Eukaryota; Metazoa; Chordata; Lepidosauria; Squamata; Viperidae. Gene Ontology annotation, molecular function: protein dimerization activity; DNA-binding transcription factor activity, RNA polymerase II-specific; RNA polymerase II transcription regulatory region sequence-specific DNA binding. The transcript is spliced from 2 exons. Gene Ontology annotation, biological process: developmental process; regulation of transcription by RNA polymerase II.
AUGUCUACGGGCUCGCUGAGCGAUGCCGAAGACCUUCCCGAGGCGGAGAUACUGGGCUGCUCCGGCAGCCUGAAAAUGGACCGAUGCCGCUCGUCGCCCGCCCCCCGCCAGAGCCCCGCCGAAGGCUCGGCCGGAGAGCGGGGUUCUCCCGUCAAAGGCCGGGGCGCGGCGGGCAAGGCGCGGAAGAAAGCGCCGGGCAAGAAGAGCCCUCUGGGAACGGCGGGCCAGGAGGGCAAGCAGGUCCAGCGGAACGCGGCCAACGCCCGCGAGCGGGCUCGCAUGCGAGUGCUGAGCAAAGCCUUCUCCCGCCUCAAGACCACCCUGCCCUGGGUGCCGCCGGACACCAAGCUCUCCAAGCUCGACACGCUCCGCCUGGCCUCCAGCUACAUCGCCCACCUGAGGCAGAUCCUGGCCAGCGACAAGUACGAGAACGGCUACCUUCACCCGGUCAAUCUGACAUGGCCUUUUAUGAUUGCUGGCAAACCAGAGAACGAGCUGAAAGAAGCAGUGAACACAACUCGGUUGUGUGGCCCUACUGCCUCCUGA